AUGUUCAGAGCCGCUGUUCGUCUCUCUGUCUCCGGUGUACGGACUCUGGCUCGUACACAACCACGGUGCCAAGCUGUGUUAGCAUCUCGGUUGUAUUCCCAUGGAAAGGUAGAGACCGACGAGGAGUUUGAUGCUCGAUGGGUAACUUACUUCAACAAGCCAGACAUCGAUGCAUGGGAGCUGAGAAAAGGGAUGAACACACUGAUCGGUUACGACUUGGUACCUGAACCAAAGAUCCUGGAUGCAGCACUGCGAGCCUGUCGGAGGUUAAACGACUUGGCGAGCGCAAUCAGAAUUUUGGAAGCUGUAAAGGAUAAAUCGGGGCCUCACAAAGAUAUCUACCCAUUAAACGGUCGGAACCCUACGGACCUCCCACUGACAGCCAGCCCCUUUUACUUUUGUUUUUGCGGACGGAAAGAAGGAAACACUAGAUACGACCUGUUGGCGUUGAUGGAUUUCUCUAAGGCGCAAAUGUCGAGCCUCUCAGAGGGCAGUCCUGCUGGGCUCAAACUGGAGACUGUGAUGGACCAUCUGCAGAGACAACAAGGGGCCAAACUGGAGGGCAGUCUGCAGGAGAAACAGCUCCAGUUCCUGUUAGCCCAACAUGCCGCUGCAGCCGCAGCUGCCCGAGCCAACGCGGCCAGAAUGGACCCUGCAUUAUUCACUAAAGAGGCCCAGAUGUUUCAGAACCAACACAUGAACGGCAUGAGAUCAACAGAGAUGGACGAGGAUGAGGAGGAUGAAGACUCUGAGGAAGACGACUCUGGCCUGCCAGGCCAGGGUCUGAUGACACAUGGACUUCGAGGCCCUGGUAACCAUGACAACAGGGAAGAUGAUGUUGGAGAUGAAGAUGAAGAGGAGAUCAGUCCGGAUAAGAAGCCCAGGCUGCAGCCUCUUCCAGGUUACAACUACCCCCCCUUCCCCAGCUCUCAGGGCUCCACUGGGAACCAACUGUCCGGCUCUCCUGCUUCGGCCGUAAAAGAGCCUGAAGACAAGGAAGCGCUGUCUCCGGCAGGCCAGCAGUCCUUCACAUCCCCCAAUGGCUUCUCUGAAUGGGGCUAUGAUGACUCAUUCAAACAAAAAGGUGGUGCCAUCUGGGCCGAAGAGGGCGACGGAGCAAAGGCAAGAGGGGAACCGUCCCGGGACUUCGCAAAGCUUUACGAACUGGACAAUGAUCCGCAGAGGAAGGAAUUUCUCGAUGACUUAUUCGUGUUUAUGCAAAAACGAGGGACCCCAGUGAACCGCAUCCCCAUCAUGGCCAAGCAGGUGCUGGAUCUGUACAAGCUCUACAAACUGGUGACCGAGAAGGGAGGCCUGGUGGAGGUCAUCAACAAGAAGAUCUGGAGAGAGAUCACCAAAGGCCUGAACCUGCCCACCUCCAUCACCAGCGCCGCCUUCACCCUGCGCACACAAUACAUGAAGUACUUGUACCCGUUUGAGUGCGAGAAGAAGGGCCUGAGCUCUCCGGUGGAGCUGCAGGCCGCCAUCGACAGUAACCGCAGAGAGGGCAGGCGUCCCAGCUACACCAACAGCCUGUACCGCUACUCCCCGUCCCCUGGGACCGGCCCCCACGCCCUCCUCUCCUCUCCCACCCUCCAGGCCACUCCGACCGGGCACAAUGGUAUCAGCGCCUCUGCCAGCCCCAACAUCAAGAGAGAAGAGGUGACCCCUCCCCUGCUGCCCGGCCGCCUGCCCCUGGGCCUCACCAUGGGACAGCAGCAGCAGCUGGCUCAGGCCGCGACUCUGGAGCAGCUGAGGGAGAAGCUGGAGCGCGGGGCUGGAGCCGGACAGGACGGACCAGAGAAGAAGAUGAUGAGACUGGCUGAAGAACAGCAGCGCCUCAUGCAGCAGGCGCUGCAGCAGAACCUGCUGGCCAUGGCCUCACACUUCAAACCCAUGAACCUCAAGCUCAACAAUGGCCAGGAAAACAAGCAGGACAUGUCUUUCUCCAUUUCCACUAAUGGGUCGACCAGUAUCAGCGUCUCUGUGGAGGUCAAUGGCACAGUUUACUCAGGAACCCUGUAUGCCCAGAAGGCGCCCGCUCCUCCUGCGGCCUCCCAGUCCGUCACAGCGGCCGGCACCAGCGGCUUCAGCGCCCUGUCCUCCAACCUCUCCCCCUCCUCUUCAUCCUCUCCGUCCUCCUCCAAGGGACCCAACUAA
Molecule: messenger RNA, 2160 nt
Organism: Knipowitschia caucasica
Lineage: Eukaryota; Metazoa; Chordata; Actinopteri; Gobiiformes; Gobiidae
Source: the annotation of a GenBank genome assembly